AUGAAAAAUGCUAAAGUCCAGAUAGAGGGGCUGAUAUCCCCCUUCACAGACUUGGCCACAACCGUGGUUGCCAAGGAUACAACCUCAUCGUCGACGGAAUACCGACUUUCCCGAGGUAGAGGAGGUGCAUGUAACUGAGAUGGUGAAAUCGUGAGUGUUGACAAUCUGCUCACAGAGCAUCAUGUGUUCUGCGUCCAUUUGUUACCAAAUAACACCUGUAUUCCAGGCAGGCGCAGUCCGACUGUCACAACCGAUAGGCCUAUCAAAGCCCCUCUGAUAAAGCACCAUGCGCAAUAUAGCCUAUCCCCUAAUCCCACUCUCUCGUGCCCCAGUGCAAUGAUCGAAUGGGAGACAUCUGAAAUAAAAUCGUUAAAUCUAAAAAGCAACACUCCUAUUUGAUUUAGUCUAGGCUGGCUCUGACUCGUGUGGCAGAAUAUUGAAGUCUCAGCUCUCUCUCUCCAUGUCCCCUCUCUCUCCGUGUUGCUAUGUGUCCACCGAAAUAGGAUGGCUUCUGUCGCACAACACGACGCGCUGGUAUUUAGCGCACAGUGGCCAAGAGUGAACAACUGCACAUCAACAACAAGGGCAGGCUAUAAAACUCAGCCCUGCGACAUGGUAUUUUAUCACAAAGUCAUGAUAUAGACUAAUUGGCUAAACUUAAUCAUGAUUGAAAUGGCUAGGUAAUCACUAUACAUGCAUCACCUGUUUGAUAUCCUACUCCAAGUCUCCAACCGUGCGCUAUCUAGUGCGCAAAAGUAUGAACAGUGCGCAGUGGUUAGGUUGACUUGACGCUCUUCUUGUUGAUCACUUGAUGAUUCUGAAGUGACUUUGACUGAGCUGCCUGUGUCUUCUCUCAGUGCAGUCUAUUCUUAUUCAGGAUUAGUCUAGGCCUACUCAAAGCUGCAUGUGGCAUAUUUCUCCCCUUGGCACGGCAGAGGUAGCCUAUAGGCCUAACAACAAAAACAAACAACAUGUAGCCUAUAGGCCUAACAACAACAAACAACAUGUAGCCUAUAGGCCUAACAACAACAAACAACAUGUAGCCUAUAGGCCUAACAACAAAAACAAACAACAUGUAGCCUAUAGGCCUAACAACAAAAACAAACAACAUGUAGCCUAUAGGCCUAACAACAACAAACAACAUGUAGCCUAUAGGCCUAACAACAAAAACAAACAACAUGUAGCCUAUAGGCCUAACAACAAAAACAAACAACAUGUAGCCUAUAGGCCUAACAACAAAAACAAACAACAUGUAGCCUAUAGGCCUAACAACAAAAACAAACAACAUGUAGCCUAUAGGCCUAACAACAAAAACAAACAACAUGUAGCCUAUAGGCCUAACAACAAAAACAAACAACAUGUAGCCUAUAGGCCUAACAACAAAAACAAACAACAUGUAGCCUAUGCACAGGCAUGAAAGCAUUUUAUGUUAAUUGUUUGGGAGAAGGCUAGUGGUUACAAUUAUUUUGAAACUGAGAAAAUAACUUUAUAUUUAUAGUAGCAUACCUAUUAGUUUAUGUAAGACAAAUUAAAUCAUUCUCAAUAUGAAAAAACUAAACAAAGAAAGAAGACAAGGGGCCCAUCCACACAGACUCUGAGCAAAGUGUGUGUGUUCAGGUUUCUUAGAUGGGUGACCAUCAUGAAAACCCAUUAGCUGACUAUGAAACCUUGCGCUAGAAUGUUUAAUUAUAAUUGACAGAAUGACAGACAAUCUAACUUUUGGUGUUAAAAGGAAUAGUUCAUGUUAAUUAAAACAUCUAUAAUAACCAUGUCAACAUGUAAACAGCUUUUAUAUUUCUCGAAAGUCAGAUGUAUAGUACUGUCCCAAUUCCAAUGAAUGGUGUUUGAAUAGUGGUACAGGGACCCGUUUCAGCUACAAAAAUUCACAAAAUAAACCUUUAAUCAAUUUAAAUGUAAUUUCCUUCAUUCAAAAUUCUAAAAUACAUUAGAAUAUGUUGUUUUAGUUCAUUUCAUCUCAAAAUCAAUUCUAGAGGCUAUAUAUCACAUAAACAGCAUUGGAUGAUGGUGGAAGGAAUGAGAGGGAAAUAAGAAGGGAAGGGGAAGAAAGGAAGGACCAUAACAUGUAAGAAAUUGAGGAUAGAAAAAUGGAUGAUUGAAAAGGGACAGCACUUGGGGAAUAAUAGAGGGGUUCCAGGAUCAAUUAAAAUAUGUGCAGACUCGUUUAGUUAGAUUUUUACCAAGUGGAAUCUCCCCAAAUCAAUUUUCCAAGGGCAUGGAGUGAGUCUAGUAUAAGGUUAUUGUCACACAAUUGUGAAAACAGAGCGCGUGUUAUACAGUAUAUAGGCCUAAGCCUCUACAAAGUCGUACUGAUGAUUUCACAACAAGUGCCAAGUGAAGUGGGACACUAAUGCAUUUCUAAUGAGAAAAUGUUGUCCCACUUCUGCUACUAACUAGCCUAUAGUGUCCCACUGUAAACGCUAUAUCAAAAGUAGGGGUCAGAUGUUGUUUUAGGGGUUGUAGCAUCCACUGAAUAAUAACUUGUUUCAUCAUAAAAAUGUAGAUAAGACCUUAGUUAAUUGAAAUAAAUAACUUGAGUAGGGGUAGACUGAUUUUGAUUGUCUACAUGGCGAUCUACCAAAAAGUGUUUCAUAAGGAGAAAUAUCAGGUAAAAAAAUUCCUGUCAAUAAAAAACUUACCAUAUUCUAUAUAUCCUUAAUUCAGUGUUCUCACAUUCUGUUUCCAAGCCUGCAGGUACCAUGGUACAAUGAACUAUCCAUCUCAAACAAAAACCAACUACACAAAAUAGUAAAGCUGGCAAGUAAAAUCAUUGGUCGUUUUUGGUUAACAUGGAAGCAUUGUCCUUGGAGAGAGUGGCGCGGGCGAGAAUAAUGAUUGCCACUGACCUCACUUAGCCAGGAGUAGCCUACCAGCUUUUCUCGUAAGUCCACCGAUACAGAUCUAUAGGGUUGCAAAGCUACCGGUAAUUUACCAAUGUUACCGAAAUGUUCAGUUAUUUGGGUAAUUAACAGUAACUCUAUGGCAAUCUAUGUUAACUUUUGUAAUUUAGGCCUAUACUUGAAUAUAUAGUAUUCCUUUUUUUUAUAUAUUUGUCCAUAUUGUGGGGUCUCUAGUGGAUAGACCAUAUGUUUAACAUAGACCAUAUGCUAAAACAUUUACAACAAAGACAUACUCACAUAGUCAAAUAAAUGUGUAAAAAAAUAUAAAGGAUAUUUCAUGCUAAAACCCUCAUAUUAAACACUAAUGGUAUUCAGUAAGUUGAUGGUUUAUAUUAAGGAUAAUGUUUUACAGCUUUGUCAUUCUAUUUUGUUAUGUUAAAAUCAUCUUAUUUGAUUAUUUUAUAUAUUUUACAUGUGAUAAGGCCACACAGAGGGCCAGAGAUAAUUAGACACCUGUGAUAAUCUGAAGUACCCAAAAAGGCCACUAGACAUUAUCUCAUAAAAUUCCAAAAGAGCCUUGAAAGUUACCAAAAUUCUGGUAGUUUACUGGUAAUCUUCGAAAGAUUCCCUUUGCAACCCUAUACAGAUCCCAUGUACACAAAACCGCCAGAGUCAGAAAUCGUUUGUCACCAGUAUCAUACAAUUAAACAAAUAACUCUGCUCAACACACAUUUCCCGAAAGGGACACAAUAAAUAUAUAAUUAUAUGAAUAGCCUACUGGGCAGAUGGAAAAUAUGAUGCUUUUUGAAAGUUUAUUUUGAUCAGUUUUCAAGGCUGUAGGCCUGUCUAGGCCUGUAUCUAGGGCAACAUUUUUGCAAUGAAAUGAAACGAAAUGUCCUCAAUUAAUUCACUCGCUUUCAUACAUCCAAAACAGUGCAUAUGGGGGUGAUGGCGUUUGGUGAUAUAGUGGCGUUGCAUUGUAAAUAGACAACUACAACUCCCAGAGUCAACUGCUUUAACCUGGCGGUGAUUGGCUUGUAAAGAGACAGGAACUUAUGACGUGGCAUUUGGAGACGCGGGAAACUCUACGCAUGUUUACGGGAUGUUGGAUAUGGGUAAUUUCACUGCAUUAACUCGAACCAGGUAACAUUAUUCAGUAUGCUUACAGUAACAACAUGUGAACUUUCAACAACUAAACAUUACCCGUGAGUUUCCACACUGUUGUUGUCAGUUGAGCCAGCUAGCUAGUUAGCCAGCUAGCACUGCUGCAGAGGAAGGGAAGCAAAAGUGGUCAAGACAGACAGCUUGCACAAUGCUCUGCUAGUUUGUAAAGAGUUAUCUUGUUCUGUAACUGUCUCUUUAUCUCUAUUAUAGGCCAAACUACUUUGUAAGUCACACACUUUACGGUUCGGUGUGUGUCUAAAAGUAGCCUAAACAAUGCCAGCACAACUUCACCACCCAGGGUAUGAGGAUGAAAAGUUGCAGCGCGUGACGGAGAGGUUGCCUUGCAGAGAAGUCCAGGCUAGCAUGUUACUGGCGUUGAUGGGAGAGGUCUGUGUCUGAUUUGAAACAUUGUAACAUCAAGCGCCUAAUAGAAUGUUUGACAAUCUUCAUUCUGCAAACAGUGUACUGCUUACUGACUGUACACUGUACUGCAUGAUUGUAGGGGGUUUACUAAUGUGUUAGUUCUAUUAGAUAUGUUGACUAUGACGUUACUUUAGCUCAUAUGGUGACAACGAUGUAGGCUGUGUGUAGAGGUUAUGACAUGGUUUGGCUUGGAACGUUUUUUUUCCCGCCUGGUCACAUACAGCUGAUGUGUUGUUCAUUGAAGUCCACAAGCGAAGGGAAAAGGUGAGAGGAGGAGACCUUGUAGAUGCGAGAAGGAAUACAACUUGGCUGCUAUGAAAGUGAACUGUGUUUACGUGUGAUCAGGGGUGUAUUCAUUCUGACGAUUCUGUAGAAAAACGUUUCCUAAACGGAACGAAACAGGGAUGAACAUACCUGCAUUUGUCCAAUAGAAACUCUCGUUUGCAACUGUUGGACUAAUGAUUACACCCUAGAUCAGCUAGAUGCAGGCAAGAGUGUGCAAGGCGGUAUUGAAUGUAUCACUGUCUGUCCACGUGUCACUGUCUGUCACCUCAAAUUACCUCAAACCUCAUGAUGGGUAUAGGGAAAAUUCAAGUAUCAUGUAGUAGCUUAAACCUAUCGAUGUUACAUUGAACUGGGUGAAUGGAAUAUGAAUGACAGUCAUCCAAUAUGCUGUAAUAGAAAUAACGCCAUGCUCAUAAACUAUUUUUAGCAUCCUCCCUCAUCUUAAACAGCAUCGACCGCCACUGUAUUACAUAAUACAUUUUCAAUGUUUUCUAGCCCAAAUAUGUGAAUCACUGUUUGUUUUGGGACUUUAAUAAAUGGUAUUCAUUUUGUGCCUACAGCCAGAGCAAUGCAGCUACCCUUCCAUGUUCAUCUAUGGUCAUCGUGCCACAGGAAAAAGCCAUGUGAUACAUACCUUGCUGAAGGAACUGGAGCUUCCCUAUGCCACAGUGAGCUGUGUGGAAUGUGUCUCUGUAGGACUGUUGUUUGAGCAGGUUCUGCUCUCCCUCUUUGGCUCCGACUCUGUCUCCCUACUGUCCCGCAGUCCCUCCCUGUCAGACUUCGUACGAGUCUACAAACAACUGUGUGUCCAGGCCCCAGCCAAGCAGACACGAUACAUUGUGAGUAAAAAUCAUCCUCACCUGUAAUAUUCCUGCUUGAUAAUCCACUUCUUUAAAACAUUGCAUCCUCAGUUACAAUGCAGAUUCUCUUUCCGAAUAAGUAUAACAUGAAUUGUUAUACAGCAUAAUUUGUAGUAUAUUUAAGCAAUAAGUCCCGAGGAGGUGUGGUAUAUGGCCAAUAUACCACAGCUAAGGGCUGUUCUUAAGCACGACGCAACGCGGAGUGCCUGAAUGCAGCCCUAAGCCGUGGUAUAUUGGCCAUAUACCACAAACCCCUGAGGUGCCUUAUUGCUAUUAUAAACUGGUUACCAAGGUAAUUAGAGCAGUAAAAAUACAUGUUCUGUCAUACCUGUGGUGUAUAUAUAUAUAUAUCACAGCUUUCAGCCAAUCAGCAUUCAGGGCUCGAACCAUCCAGUUUAUAAUAUGUCUUAAGAAACAGUUACAGUGACCUCUGCUGUGUGUAUCUGGGUAGGUGCUGGACCGGGCUGAGCUCCUUAGAGAUAUGGCAGCCAAUCUCCUCCCUGCCUUCUUGCGCCUUCAGGAACUGGUAAGAGUCAUGUCACCUCUUGAGCAUACUAUUUCAUUAAGUUGCAGACAGACCAUGAGUAAUGGAUGGUGAACUAGCGCAGAAGGGUCCCUUUUUGAUAGAUAACCUUGAAUUUAAUGUUCCAAGGAUGCACUCGUAAAAGUUAUUUGAAAGGCAGAGAUGAGGAAGAAUGACAUUCUUGAUAAUCAUUCUUUGCAUAUUAAUUCUGAACCUCAAAAGUGCGGAUAGACGACCAGAAUGUUUAGUUUUCAUUUAGUUUUUAAGGCUGAAUGCCGCCUGUCUUUAUCUUGGUAGAAGUGUUUUAAACAGCCUUGUGAGUGGCACACAGCUAGUGCGGUCACAGUGACAGAUGCAGCUUUUGAGAUGAUAAUUAGAAGCAGUAAUGUGUAGUGUUGGGAGAAUGCACUUGAAAAGCAGUCUACAUAACUGUCCUCCCUCUUUAGUUUACUCAGGUUUGAAGGAGGAAAACACAUCCCCUUGCAUUGAUAUUGUAGUGGUACUGUAAAGGUGUAGUUGAAUACCAAAUGUUGAAUACUAACAUAGUUGUAUUCUUUGUGAAUCCACAAUGUGAUGCCAAAUAACUGAUCUGUGAUCUGAUCCUGUACCUCUACGUAACUGAUACACUGUUUCUCUGGCAGGUUGAGGACAAUGUGACGGUGAUCCUGCUCAGUGAGAUAGUGUGGGAUAAGUUCCGACCCAACACUGGCUGCUUUGAACCACUGCUGCUCCACUUCCCUGAUUACAGUAAAGGUACAGCUGUCAACAGACAAGCAUCUAUGGCCCUCAGCAUUGAAUUAGGUACAGAUGGAUUAGUGUCAGUGGAGGCUGCUGAGAGGAGAAUGGCUCAUAAUAAUGGCCAGAACGGAGCAAAUGGAAUGGCAGCAAACACCUGGAAACCAUGUGUUUGAUCUAUUUGAUACCAUUCCACUGAUUCUGCUCCAGUCAUUCUCUUUAAUUAAGGUGCCACCAACCUCCUGUGAUUAGUGUGAGAACUCUUUGUACCUGUGGUUUUGAGCAGUGACUGUGGCAGAACACAGCAAACAAAGGCAUCCGUGAGAGAACGUCGAGAAAAUGAACAGUUAGGGAUACAGUGUGAUCAGUGUUUGAAAGAAUGUCUGAGUUCCUGUACAUAAAAUGACUACAGUCAAGUGUGAGGGAGUCUUUGUGUAUGACUUCAUUUGAGGCAGGUGAUGACUGCGUGUGUUGUCCCUGUGCAGGUGAGCUGCAGCAGAUCCUGUCUGAGGACAGCCACCCAUCCUACUCCCCAGAGCUCUACUCUGCCUUCAUCAACAUCCUACUGGGAGUCUUCUACUCUGUCUGCAGGGACCUCCGAGAGCUCAGACACCUGGUCAGUUACACACACUCAUAAGUAGUCAGGCACACUUAUAGUAACACUGAACUCUCACACAUUCAGACCACACUCAGUAACUCAGUAACUCUCAACUCUCUCAUAGCUGUUAACACACUCCGUCAUAACACACUCCGUCAUAACACACUCAGACAGCCCAGAAAAAGAACUAGCCCUUGCAUCUCUAGAUGUGUCUUGAUACCCCCUUGUAAGUCUGAAAAAAAUUAAUGUCUUACACACUUAUCCAGUCCUUUCAGAUGUACAGUCGUGGUCAAACGUUUUGAGAAUGACACAAGUAUUGGUCUUCACAAAGUUUGCUGCUUCAGUGUUUUUAGAUAAUUUUGUCAGAUGUUACUAUGGUAUACUGAAGUAUAAUUACAAGCAUUCCAUAAGUGUCAAAGGCUUUUAUUGACAAUUACAUUACGUUUAUGCAAAGAGUCAAUAUUUGCAGUGUCUUUUUCAAGACCUCUGCAAUCCGCCCUAGCAUGCUGUCAAUUAACUUCUGGGCCACAUCCUGACUGAUGGCAGCCCAUUUUUGCAUAAUCAAUGCUUGGAGUUUGUCAGAAUUUGUGGGUUUUUGUUUGUCCACCCGCCUCUUGAGGAUUGACCACAAGUUCUCAAUGGGAUUAAGGUCUGGGGAGUUUCCUGGCCACGGACCCAAAAUGUCGAUGUUUUGUUCCCUGAGCCACUUAGUUAUCACUUUUGCCUUAUGGCAAGGUACUCCAUCUUGCUGGAAAAGGCAUUGUUCGUCACCAAACUGUUCUUGGAUGGUUGGGAGAAGUUGCUCUCGGAGGAUGUGUUGGUACCAUUCUUUAUUCAUGGCUGUGUUCUUAGGCAAAAUUGUGAGUGAGCCCAUUUCCUUGGCUGAGAAGCAACCCCACACAUGAAUGGUCUCAGGAUGCUUUACUGUUGGCAUGACACAGGACUGAUGGUAGCGCUCACCUUGUCUUCUCCGGACAAGCUUGUUUCCGGAUGCCCCAAACAAUCGGAAAGGGGAUUCAUCAGAGAAAAUGACUUUACCCCAGUCCUCAGCAGUCCAAUCCCUGUACCUUUUGCAGAAUAUCAGUCUGUCCCCAAUGAUUUUCCUGGAGAGAAGUGGCUUCUUUGCUGCCCUUCUUGACACCAGGCCAUCCUCCAAAAGUCUUCGCCUCACUGUGCGUGCAGAUGCACUCACACCUGUCUGCUGCCAUUCCUGAGCAAGCUCUGCACUGGUGGUGCCCCGAUCCCGCAGCUGAAUCAACUUUAGGAGACGGUCCUGGCACUUGCUGGACUUUCUUGGGCGCCCUGAAGCCUUCUUCACAACAAUUGAACCUCUCUCCUUGAAGUUCUUGAUGAUCUGAUAAAUGGUUGAUUUAGGUGCAAUCUUACUAGCAGCAAUAUCCUUGCCUGUGAAGCCCUUUUUGUGCAAAGAAAUGAUGACGGCACGUGUUUCCUUGCAGGUAACCAUGGUUAACAGAGGAAGAACAAUGAUUUCAAACACCACCCUCCUUUUAAAGCUUCCAGUCUGUUAUUCUAACUCAAUCAGCAUGACAGAGUGAUCUCCAGCCAUGUCCUCAUCAACACUCUCACCUGUGUUAACGAGAGAAUCACUGACAUGAUGUCAGCUGGUCCUUUUGUAGCAGGGCUGAAAUGCAGUGGAAAUGUUUUUUGGGGAUUAAGUUCAUUUUCAUGGCAAAGAGGGACUUUGCAAUUAAUUGCAAUUCAUCUGAUCACUCUUCAUAACAUUCUGGAGUAUAUGCAAAUUGCCAUCAUAAAAACUGAGGCAGCAGACUUUGUGAAAAUUUAUAUUUGUGUCAUUCUCAAAACUUUUGACCACGACUGUAUGCUGGGGCUUAAAGAAGUGUCAAUAGGUUGGUGCAAGGGGUUAAUUUCAGAUUAGGCAACAGUUUGCUCUGACAUCUUACACACACACACACUCACCAUGCAGCCCUUUGAGGAUUCAGCAUGAGUUUGUUUCCAGGCUAUCCAUCACUAUUUUAUUUAGUCCAGUUGAGUUACUACUUCUAAGGAUUGUGGUUUUGUUUGAUAUGCAGAAUUGUAAUAAUAAUAAUAAUAUGCCAUUUAGCAGACGCUUUUAUCCAAAGCGACUUACAGUCAUGCGUGCAUACAUUUUUGUUUACAUUGUCAUAGUCUGUACUUGUUGUCCUUUCAUAUAUUUAAUUCUCUUUUCAAACAGGCUGCCCUCAAUUUCUCUAAAUUUGUUGAACCUUUGGAGCAAGGCAAAGGUAAUAUAUUCAUAUUUCUAGAACAGUAACUACAUCAAUAUUUCAAUUACUUUGCUGUCUUCUCUCCCUUAGUCUCUCUCUCUCUCUGUACUUUCAUUUGAUGAGGGAUUCCUUUCAUGUUAUCCUCUCUUUAGCUUGUGUCUCAGAUGAUCAAUGUUCUAAUUCCACUCUUCAAUUCCUCUGCCUUCAGUGAAAGAGGGUGACACUCACAAGCUGUGGAGGAACAUCGAGCCUCACCUGAAGAAGGCCAUGCAGACGGUGUACCUGCGAGAGGUGUCCAGGUCUGUCUGUGUACAUCUGCCUCAACCAGAGAUGAUCGAGUCCCAUUGAUUUAGCUUCUGUGACCGACCUCAUUCUCUCAUGGACUUUGACGACAGACAGCCUUAAUGACGUUUGCCUGUCUUUACUACACAACUACACAACACUGGCUCAGUGCUGCUGGCUCUGUAACAGUGUCCCCUGACUUUGUCACGUCUCUGUUCUGCUCAGUGUGCAGUGGGAGCAACAGCUGCAGAUGGAGGAGGAGGAGGCAGGGGCCGUGAGAGGUAGGCAAGGAGACGCGUGGACACAUGCACACAGAUACACACAGAUACAAAGACACACAGAUGCAUAUGCACUGGGAACAAGACCGGUGGAAAUAACCUAGUUAGAAUCUAGUGACCAGGACCACUUCACACACGCCCAGACCCCAGCUAUCGCCGGCUUUGUGUUGCUGCUUGUCCCCAGCCUGAGAGGGAGUUCAGGGGAGUGGACCCUCUAAACUGAAUGGACUCAUGGGCGGCGCACAAUUGGCCCAGCGUCGUCCAGGGUAGGGGAGGGAAUGGCCGGCAGGGAUGUAGCUCAGUUGAUAGAGCAUGGCGUUUGCAACGCCAGGGUUGUGGGUUUGAUUCCCACGAGGGGCCAGUAUAAAAAAAUAAAAUAUGUAUUCACUAACUGUAAGUCGCUCUGGAUAAGAGUGUCUGCUAAAUGACUAAAAAUGUAAAUGUACUCCAGGCUCAUUGGUACUAGAUACCAGUGGAAACAACAGCAGAUGUUUCUCUCUUCUCCUAUCCACAUGCCAUCUGUAGAUGAUGCUGUUGUACAUAUUUCUCACGGUAAUGACAUUGAGAGCUUCCUCUGCCUUUCUCAGGUCUGUCUGCUCAUGCCCAUGUGGAGCUGCCUUACUACUCCAAGUUCCUGCUGAUAGCUGCAUACCUGGCCUCCUACAACCCUGCUCGCACUGACAAACGCUUCUUCCUCAAGGUACCUGUUCUCUCCAUUCAGCACCUGAACCUCAUUCACCAUUUCAAAAGCUAGACACAUGAUUGUCAAGUCAUCAUUGAAAUAGGAGGGAGUUGUUAAACAUCAAUGCCACCUGCUAUUCAGCAACUCUAUUAGCCUGCUACUUUGGCUACUCAUAUUUCUAGUGAUUUUUUAAAGGAUUUUGGGGGGAGGGGGCAGAUCAGCUUUAAUAUUGCAGAUGGAUUGUAGGUUAUAUUAAUGUAAUUGUUUGCAUUCUUUUUAAUUCCCGCUCUCUCUUGCCCCAACAGCACCAUGGCAAAAUAAAAAAGACCAACUUUUUGAAGAAACAUGAAAAGGUGAUUCUCUUUAGCUAAAGCUGCAGUACUAUUAUUUAGGUUUAGUCAAUGAGAUGUUCUACCUUGUGAAUCCACCUCCCUCCCUCCCUCCCUCCCCUUCAGACCAGUAAUCACCUGCUGGGGCCCAAGCCGUUCCCCCUGGACCGUCUCCUGGCCAUCUUCUACAGUGUGGUGGACAGCAGAGUGGCCCCCACCGCCAGUGUUUUCUGUCAGGUCAGCUGAAACACUCAGGCUUUCUGCAGGGUCAUCCAAGGGAUCAUUUAGAAUGUUUUAUUUAACUUUUAUUUUGACAGGGAGUCAUGCUGAGAACAAGGUCUCUUACAGAUGAAGCCUUUAUCAAACAUACACAUCAAUACACGAAAAGUACAACGCAAUCAUAUAUACUGAACAAAAAUAUAAAUGCAACAUUCAAAGAUUUAGUUGAGUUACAGAUCAUAUAAGGAAAUCAAUCAAUGUAAAUAUAUUCAUUAGGCCCUAAUCUAUGGAUCUCACAUGACUAGGAAGGGGCGCAGCCACGGGGGAGCUGGAAAAAUGUAUGGAACAUUUCUGGGAUCCUUUAUUUCAGCUCAUGAAACAUGGGACCAACACUUUACAUGUUGUGUUUAUAUUUUUGUUCAGUAUAAAACAAACACAUUCUUCAGUAAAAAAGGUCCUCAAUCAGCUCUGACUCUGAACUGGGAUCAUGGAAAAUGAUGUAGCGAAGUUAUUUAUGGAACUCCUAGAACAGUCAUGUGGUGAUGGCAGAAUUAGUGUAUGAUUGGAUAAUACUGGAUUAUGGUUCUAAUUUACCAGAUGUCCCCUUGGCUAGAUUAUUUCAACCCCUGAACUGCUCUUGAAUUUAUGUAGUGGUACGGGGGCAAUGUGAUUUUAAAAUGAUUUGAUCUCCAGUCUGAAUUCUCUAUUUGUGUAAAGCCAAAUGAAACAUGGUUGAUGACAAGCCCUCAUCACCCCCCCUUAGAUCUCCUCUCUGGUGACCCUUCAGCUGUUGAAUCAGGUGGGCCACGAUGACCAGCUGGAUGCGCCCAAGUACAAAUGUGCCGUCUCUCUGGACUUCGUCCUCGCCAUCUCCAGGUGUCUAUGUUACUGUUGUCUAUAGUGCAGGGCUCUCCAACCCUGUUCCUGGAGAGCGACCCUCCUGUAGGUGUUCGCUCCAACCCCAGUUGAACCUCUUUCAGUUCAUCAACCAGCUAAUUAUUCGAAUUUGGUGUGCUAGAUUAGGGUUGGAGUGAACCUACAGGAGGGUAGCUCUCCAGGAACAGGGUCGGAGAGCCCUGCUUUGGUGUGUUCACCACAGAUCUGUUUUACUGCUAGACAUUUCUAUUUUGGAAUAUCAGAUUGGGUCUUUUUGCUAACUGUUGUUACCCCCAUUCUCUGAUUUUCAAGGACUGUGAGUUUUGACAUGGUAAAGUACCUGUAUGACUUCCUGUGAGCAUGGUGGUAUAAGGGAGAGGAAUUCAGCUGGACUCUGUACUGGUGGACAUUGGACAAACAUGAGCAGAAAGGUGGGAGAUGCCUCGGUUGUUAGGACGUCCUCACUGUGUGACUGCAGGACCAGAGGACUAUGGAAUCAUUAGGCCUAUGCUUUACUGCUCCCUGGUGGCUGACUGGAACCACUGUCAGACACCAGCAUCUGCAGCAUUGUGAAUGUGCCUAUUGAUUCCCUACCUACACCUGUUGGAUUGUGGUGUACAAACAAUAGAGAACAUUCAUACUUUACUGGAUUGACAGGAGCCUUCAAUAUUAUUUUUCAAUAAUUCAAAAUAAAAUGUACCUGUUAACAAAGGUUUCAUAAUUGUGACAGGAUUGUGUUCUCUCCAUAGGCUGACAUCUACAGCAACGCACAAUAUGAACCUGGUAGAAUUAAGGACUCAUCGAAGACUUCUUUUAAGGUACAACAUGUAGGGUAUAUAUAAUAUGUCUAGCCUUUCUUCUCUUUGAUUCUAGAUGUUGCGUUCCCAUGAAGUCAAAUUGUCCCAUUAAUUGCUCUGUUGGUGUAAAUGGCUGUGCUGAUAGUAUGAAAUAAGAUUGUCACAAUAAUUGUGUAACUGACAAUUAUGGACAAUAACUGUGA
Coregonus sp. 'balchen' is the source of this 13337-nucleotide messenger RNA. Lineage: Eukaryota; Metazoa; Chordata; Actinopteri; Salmoniformes; Salmonidae. The record is from the annotation of a GenBank genome assembly.